AGAACCACUAUCUGGCGCACCCCGGGCAACGUUGAUUUAUCAGCGGCUAAUCCUUCAACAACCGGAACGGACUUCUGAGAAAAUGAAGACCAAUAAGAUCCUACCCAAACGGUCUUUUCUAAGCCCAUUUGUGACUAUGUCGAUAAACACGGAAGGAAUAUCGAGAGACAAAGAAGUUUUACUAUCUGACUUGUGUAAAGAAUAUCAGUGUGACUUCCUCCUGAUUCAAGAAACUCAUCGGGGCAGUACAAGACCCACACCCAAAAUAGAUGGAAUGAAGAUGAUCUUGGAGAGACCACAUGAACGGUACGGUAUUGCCAUCUUCGCCAGGCCAGGAAUUAGAGUCACUUCUGCAUCACUGACUGACAGGCAAGACAUUGAGAUAUUAACCGUUCGAACUCAGCAGUAUAACGUUACCUCUGUGUACAAACCCCCAGAAUCAGAUUUUGUCUUCAUUGAGCCUGGCAAUUUCAGUUACCAAGACUUUAAUUUUGUAUUGGGCGAUUUCAACUGUGAGAACACUUCAUGGGGCUAUAAAGAAACUAACAGCAGCGGAGUGGAACUAGAGACCAGGGCUGAGGUACACGAUCUACUGCUCAUAAAUGACCCGAAACAGCCAAGCUCCUUUAAUAGUGGCAGAUGGAAGAAAGGGUACAAUCCCGUUAACAUCUUUGUUAGCAAGAAACUCGCUAGUCAAUGUGGAAAACUGAUUGGGGAGCCAAUUCCCCAUACGCAGCAUCGGCCCAUAAUUUUCACGUUCAAUGCAGUUGUUAAGCCUGGACAUGUUCCUUUCAAAAGAAGAUUCAAUUUUAAAAAGGCCAACUGGAAGAAAUUUAGAGAGCUCAUUGAUGUAGAAAUAACAAAAAUCCCCCCACAACCUGAGAUAUAUGACUCUUUUGUCAAACUCGUUCAGAAGGUGUCUAGGAAAAUAAUACCGCGAGGAUGCAGAAACAGUAUAUUACGGGACUAUCUAAGGACGCAAAGCCACUACUGGAAAGAUACCAGAAGCUCUUCGGUAACGACCCAUUUAAUGAUGAGACACUUCUAGCAGGCGAUGAACUCAUGCCAGUCAUACCUGAAAACCGCAAAGCCAAAUGGUGUGACCUCGUGGAGAACCUGGACAUGAAAGUGAACAGUAGGCGGGCUUGGAAACUGUUAAAGAACCUUAAUGGUGACGCCGCAAAGUCAAAUGAUAAAUUUACUAACGUCACGGCAGACCAAGUCGCCACUACACUCCUUAUGAAUGGCAAAACUGACGGCAGAAAGUCCCAGGAACCAUUAUCACUCGAUCCGGCAGAGGAAAAUCAUCACCUCAAGAUACCAUUUACAAUGUCAGAACUUACUGCAGCCAUUUCCAGCUUGAUGAUUAACAGAGCUCCUGGUAUCGAUGAACUUAGAGUCGAGCAAAUUAAAAACUUUGGCAGUUAUACCCUACAGUGGCUGCUAGAUUUGAUAAACGCAUGUGUAGAAAGGCUCCAUAUUCCAAAUAUGUGAAGGAAAGCUUGAGUGGUUGCACUUCUAAAACCAGGGAAGGACUCUGAUGAUCCAAAAAACUUCCGACCUGUGUCUCUUUUAUGUCACUGUUUUAAUAUCUUGGAACGCCUGACGCUAAGUCGCAUAGAAAGCGUCUCGGAACAACAGAUCAUCCCACAUCAGGCAGGUUUCCGACCAGGCAAAUCGUGUUGCGGUCAAGUCCUGAACCUGACCCAACAUAUCGGGAAUGGCUUUGAGAGGAAAGAGAUCACGGGAGUGGAAUUCAUAGACCUUUCAGCUGCAUAUGAUACUGUAAAGCAUCGGAGGCUCCUUAGGAAAGUAUAUAAUGAGAUUUUUCGUCUGUCUCCAGCGCAAGAAGAGCAGGUGGAGAAAUUAGAGGAAUGGUCUACCUCAGGGAAGCGUCCUCGCCCCAGCUCUGUAUAAUAUAUAUACAAACGACCAACCAGUGCCAAAGAUCACGCGCCAAUUUAUGUAUGCCGAUGACACUGCAGCCCAAGGUAACAAUUUCAUGGACGUAGAGGAGAAAUUAACCAGUACCUUGGAAGCUCUCUCCCAGUAUUAUGAGGCAAACCACCUAAGGCCGAACCCUUCCAAGACGCAGGUCUGUGCAUUCCAUUUAAAAAAACAGGGAGGCAAAUCGUGAAUUAAAUGUAAUAUGGGGAGGUGAACGUCUCGAGCAUUGUAAAACGCCCGAAUAUCUUGGUGUCACGUUGGAUCGCACACUGACCUAUAAACAUCAUUGUAUUGCCACAAGGGAAAAAGUCUCAACUAGAAACAUCAUCAGGGAGCUAACCAGUGGAUCCUGGGUUGCAAACCCAAAAGUCCUGACAACUUCAGCCCUUGCGCUCAGCGUGUCAGCCGCGGAAUACGCUGCUCCAGUAUGGUCUGCAUCAACACACGCUAGAAAAGUUGAUGACGCGGUGAAUGAAAUGGCACGGAUGGUUACCGGAUGCUUGAGGCCAACCCCAGUGCUGAAGAUGUACUUAAUCAUGGGGAUCGCACCGCCCAACAUACGACGUGACAUCGCUGACGAAGCCGAAAAAACCCUUUAUAUGCACACCAGCCUGCUGACCGCCGGCUUUGUUCGAGAAAGAGUUUCCUGUCACGUACCCGAGCCCUGGAAGGGUGGACUGCAGAGAAUCGUUUGAAAAGGCGGGAAAACGACCUGAGAAA
Messenger RNA from Schistocerca gregaria, 2667 nucleotides. RefSeq lists its product as uncharacterized. The transcript is spliced from 2 exons. Lineage: Eukaryota; Metazoa; Arthropoda; Insecta; Orthoptera; Acrididae. The coding region runs from base 83 to 1048 and encodes 321 amino acids. Gene Ontology annotation, molecular function: catalytic activity. The record is from RefSeq and is a predicted model, not a curated record.